AUGGAGAAUGUGAUGGCUGAUGCUUUAUUAAGAAGCGUACCAAUUGCUAAUGAAGAUGCUGAGAAACUUUGUCAUGGUAGCUUUGGACCAAUUACAGCUGCUGUGCCAACAUGGUAUAAUGAGAUUUCAGAAACCUACAUGCAAGAUCGGAAAGCUUGGGGAAUGAUUUCAUCUAAAAUACUAAACCAGACACAUUCUCAAUCAUCCCAUAUCCUAUUGGACUGGUCUACUACUAAAUAUGGUCGCACGACUCGCGGGGCUCUAGAAUCGGUCAAAACAAUUCACUGGUCAAGGUACAUCAAGGGUGAUGAAAACCCCAGAAAACAAAGGAAAAGGAAGGGCGAUAAAAACCCCAGAAAACAAAAGGAAAAGGAGAGAAGAGACUAA
This is a messenger RNA of Dovyalis caffra, 387 nucleotides long. NCBI's taxonomy places the organism in Eukaryota, Viridiplantae, Streptophyta, Magnoliopsida, Malpighiales, Salicaceae. The record is from the annotation of a GenBank genome assembly.